Molecule: messenger RNA, 2960 nt
Organism: Etheostoma cragini (Arkansas darter)
Lineage: Eukaryota; Metazoa; Chordata; Actinopteri; Perciformes; Percidae
Product: semaphorin-7A
Exons: 14
Coding region: 122-2038 (638 amino acids)
Biological process (GO): positive regulation of cell migration; positive regulation of ERK1 and ERK2 cascade; semaphorin-plexin signaling pathway
Molecular function (GO): semaphorin receptor binding; chemorepellent activity; integrin binding
Source: RefSeq, a predicted model, not a curated record
AACACACUUUAAGUGGCAGUAUGAGCAUUCGCCCAGCCAGACCUCCCUCCUGAUCGCUGCUGUGUCGCUCAUCACUGUGACGCUCAUCACUUCUUCAUAUCACACUGAGAACACCAGACGUAUGGCACUCUUCCAUUUAACGGUAUAUUUACUGUUGGCAUGCCUCUACAGUUUGACAGAGUCGACGUCAAACCAACCGAGGAUGACAAUCACAGAGAAUGAGACUUCAAUAAAAAGGAUACCUUUACCUGGACACCAUGCACCUGUCGGGAUGGUUCUGGAAAGAGAGCCCGACACUGUCAUAGCUGCUGGACAAACGCACCUCCAUGAAUUCCACUUUCAAAAUAAUCCUCAGAAGACUCCUGAGGUAAAAAGCGUGUUGUGGUCAGAAUGCAUCGACAAAGGGCCUCUCCAAAGAAAGAAAGCGAAUUGCAACUAUAACAUCACUUUGGUCCAGAAGAAGUCAGAGGACAACCAGGUCUUUCUGUGUGGAACCAAUGGCAAGGACACAGUCUGCUGUGACAUGGAUUUAGCAAAGCAGUCACCCGUGUGCAUUCCCUCUGAAAAAACAGACAACAUAAAAAAAAACAUAAAAGAAUUUGUCAUAAAGGAAGGCGAACCGUUUGCCCUUGUUGAAUCAGAAGAUAGUGAUCUCUUCAUCACAUACUCUGGAUCUCAAGAUUUAGUUGGCAUCUUCAAGUUUGGGAAAAACCGAAUUAUACCGCCACGAUAUGAUAAAGAGCAGCACUAUGUGGGUUUGGUGCCCAUCAGACGGGAAGACGACCCCAUGCAGAGCAAAGUGUAUGCCUUCUUUAAGGAGAAAAACACAGGCGUUUACAGUGAAAUGUGGCUCCCUUUUGUGACCCGGGUUUGCAUGGAAGAUCGUGGUGGUAUCAAGAACAGUUUGCAGUUCAGCUGGACGUCCCAGCUGAAAGCCAGGCUCUUCUGCGGAGACCCUGACAGCAGAAAACACUUCUCUGAACUGGUGGAUGUGGCCACUGUACAUGCAGACCAGUGGCAAAAUACCACGGUUUAUGCACUCUUCAGAAAUGAAUGGGGUAUGAGUGCUGUGUGUGUCUACACGAUACAAGAUAUUGAAAACAUCUUCACAACCUCCAAUUUUAAAGACUCCGACACUCAGUCCGAGAGGCCUAGACAGUGUGUUGCAGACAGCACAAAACUUUCUUCAGAGGCUCUGAGGUUGAUCAUAAUGAAUACUGAGCUGCACGAAUGGGUCCGGCCCGUUUACAACUCCAGCCCACUUCUCUUUAAUCACCACAGUUACACUCACAUCUACGUUGACAGUUCCCAGAACAAUCACCCCGCCGUCCUGUUCCUGUCUCUAAAUAAUGGAGGAAUUCACAAGGUGAUGCAGAGUAAAAAUCUGACGUUUGUCAUCGCUGAGUACCGACCUUUCAACCACAGAGCCCACAUCCUCCACAUGGUCCUAAACCCUUCCACUAGGAAGCUGUAUGUGAACUCGGGAAGUGAACUGGUCCAACUGGAUGUGGCAAACUGUGCCCAGUAUGGAAACAGCUGUCAGGAUUGUGUAUUGGCCAGAGAUCCCUACUGUGGCUGGAACGGCACCCACUGCACCCCUGAUGGCAAACUACAGGAUGUGACCAGAGGGGACCAUUCCAUUUGUGUGUCUACGUCAAGGCUCCAGCAACUGGUACCAGCAGUGUCAAGAUAUUCCACUGACAAAACUGCAGACAAGGCCAAGGGCAGCAUCACACUUCCACCUGACUCCAAGUAUUUCCUCCAGUGCCCAAUGUCGUCCCAUCACGCCCAGUAUACCUGGUGUCACCCUGAAAGCAACACAUCCUGCAGUUCAAUGGAGCAGCAGUGCCUUUUUCUUAUUGAUAGCAUGGGUCCUGAGCAGGUGGGCACUUACACAUGUGUUUCAGAGGAGAUGGGCUACAGCAGAGUCCUGGCCCAGUACCAACUACGGCUGGGGAACAGGGCGGCUGGCUGGUCAUCAAGCCCACUGGUAUGGCUCUGUCUAAUGGCUGUUCUAAUCAAGAGUGUGGCCUGUUAGUCCCAGUAAACAACACUUCCUACUUCCUAAUGUCUGCAUUCAUAAUGAGGGCUGCAACAUUAUAACUGAAAUUUUGAACUUUUGAACUUUUAGUCCGAAUUAUAGUUAUUUGUCUUUAAUUUAAUGUAACAAAAUCAUUUUUGCAGAACUUUUGGCAUCUAUGCAUCAGCGUUAUUUUCAAGUGCAGUAGAAGUUAAUGAAAAAUAGAUGUUGUAAUCUUGCCAAAACUUUUUUUUGAUAAUAGAAAUUAAAAUAGCAAAAAUACUGAAUGUAAAAAUUAGGCAGAGCCUUCAAAUACAUAUUUUCAAAUCAAUCUGAAUCAGAAAAUGUUUGUAAAAGCUAUUUUACUAUUCCUCAUUUAGCAUAUCUGAAUCCGUUAAAAGGGAGUAGGUCCUUCUUUGGUAUUAUCACAUUUGCAUAAGGUCACAGAAUAAAAAAUGGUAAAUUAAAAAAAAAAAGUUAAUGUUAAAAACAUAACCUUUGUAAAAUACUCCUUGUUCUUUUUAGAUGCAGACCAAUUGAAUGUGUAUUAUUUAAGACCAUGCCAAAUAGAACAAUUCAUGUAUUAGUUGAAAUUUAUGUCACUUCUGCCAUCAUCUUUGGAUCAAGAAAUCCAUGUACAUCUUCAGCUUUGGAAACUGGUAGAAGUCUACACAAAAAUCUCUGGGGUUUAUAUUAUUUUUCAGAAAACUAGAUGCUUAUAGCUGGAAUAUAUUAAUACAAAAUGAUCAAUUUAAGUGAUUUCACACGCAGAAAAAGCUGCGGGUAGCCAGGGUAGCCUAAAAUAUGCAUUGCACUGCGUUGCAUUUGAGUUAUUGUAAAAUACGUGUGAUACAAUCCGUUUCCCUUUAAUGUGAAAUUUGUUCUGUCCUAGCUGUAAUUUCCUCUCUUGCGUACUACCUCAGACUUGCUUAACCGACUU